AUGUCAAAAAGACCUCAAAUUCAUAUUUUUGUGGGAGCACCCAGUAUUCCAAGCCCACUGGAGGUGGUAGAGCAAAGUAGUUCAGCACCUGCUGCUGAAAAAUGGAGAGAACUCCGCUGUUCAUGUGAUAUACAUAGCCUUUUUUCUGAGAAAAUCAAAGGUGCUGACCAAGUAGUGUUUCAGGCAGAAAGCUCUAUAGUCACAGCAGUUCCUACAAAUGAUGGCAGCUCUCAGCAGUCUAAACAGGGGAGAUUAAUGGUAGCAAAAGAAUAUUUGACAUCUCUUGUACCUGUGGCAGUAACUUGUACCACCACACCUAAAAAGACUGAAAGUUUAAUUUAUUCUGAUUGUCAAAUAUCGAAAGAUCGAUGCACGCAUGCAAAUGUAAAUCAGGCUGCAGAUCAACACCUUCCUCAAAAAUGUGUGGCAUCAGCUGGACAGGAUAAACAAUCACAUGGCUGUUGUUCAGACCUCCCUGAAAGAAAAGCCAGUCAUUUAGAAGUUAACAGCUCUGACAUUUCUGAUUUGGUUGCCAGUACUAAGCAGAUUAGCAUACAUUUAAAGUCUGUGGGACAAGUUGUUCGAUCAGGUCAUAGAAGUGAUCACCAUGAACAUCUAAGUAAAUAUCUGGAUAUGUUUUUCCCCCAAAAUCAAGAGUCAAAACCGAAAGGAGAACCAGGUGAUUGUUCAGACCUUGCAGUGUCAACUGAUACUGAAUUUCGUAGUAUAAUGACUUCAAGUCAGAUGGCUGUUUUUGCACAGAAUCAGAACGAGAUGCAGAAAAGAAUCAUAAAACUAUCGGAAACAGAAGUGGGCAAAAAAAAGGAAGAAAGGCAAUAUGAUCACUUCCAACUUGAUUCUUAUGUUGGAACAUGUCUUAAUGUGGCUGAAAAUGAAUAUAAGGAAGAGUAUACAAGUUCCCUUGAACUUUUCAGUUCUGAGGGUGAUGGGAAAAAUGUUUGCUUUGAAGCUACAAAGCAAGAAGGAAAUGCUCAGGAAGACACAGAGAAUACUGUAAAUGAAAUCCAUAUUGAACCAUUGAGCUCAGGAAUAUUGUGCUCUCAAGUAGACAGUUCUCAGAAGAGCUCUUCUAAAAGAGCCCGCAAUUGUGAAGAUUCCUUUCAUAUUUUUCACUCAGCAUUUAAAAGACAGCUGAAAUCAAAGAGAGCUAAACUGAAUUUUUCUCCAGCUGGUCCUGGGAUGAGAGUGGAUCAAGAGAGGAUGGCAGAGUUCAAGAAACUUCAAAAGAAACUGUCGCCACUUAAGAACUGCUGCUGCAAAAAUGAAAAGUACAAUGUUUUAGUCACAAUAGUACAUCCUUGUCAUAUCAAAGAAAUACGGGUGAAGACUAGACCAAAAUCUUCAUGUAACGUUCCUGUAGCAACAAUUGUAGUUAUUGACCAGUCAGAAAUUGAGAGGAAGGUGGUGCUGUGGCGUGGUGCUGCAUUUUGGUCACUCACUGUGUUUCCUGGGGAUAUUGUACUGCUCACAGAUAUAAUAAUGUAUGAGAAUCUUUGGUGUGGAGAAAUCAUGCUGCAAUCUACAUUUACCAGUCAGUUACUGAAUCUGGGGAACUGCUCAGCUCUCAAUCCAGAAGAAUUUUAUCCUAUAGUGGAUGGUGGUGUUCUCCAUGGUUUAUUGGCAUACAUAUCAUCAGAAUUUCCACACUUUGGAGAGAUUCCACGAAGACAGGUUCAGAGACUGGAUAGUGUUCAGUAUAUGCCGCUAGACCAGCUCCAGCCAAAUACAUUGGUUCACUCAAUCUUGAAAAUUAUCAACAUUGCCGUAUUAACAGAAUCUGUGUAUAGCUACAGAGGUGGCAACCAAAGAAAAAUUAUUCUAACAGUAGAACAGAACAGAGAUCAACACUACAGGAUGGUGCUGUGGGGAGCAGGGGCUGCCUGGUGCCCUCAGCUUCAAAGGAAAAAAGAUCACAUAUGGGACUUCAAAUACCUUCUCGUCCAACAUAGUUCUGUCUCAGGUGACUUUGAACUGCACACAACUCCGUGGUCAUCUUAUGAGUGCUUGUUUGAUGAUGAUAAAAGGGCAAUUGAAUUUAAAGAAAAGUUUCAGAAAAGCAAAACAUCCCUCAUGCAGAUGACAAAGCUCUCGGCACAUUUGGAGGAAAAAUGCUCAGGAGUGGUUCGAGUGAAAGCCCGUAUCUUAGAAUUGAAGUUUACCAUUUCAACUGGUCAGUACAAGCAACUCAUCUUCUGUGCUGACACUUCACUGGAGUGUAUUUUGGCUUCUCUGCCUAUGAUUACGUAUUCAGGUUGUGCUAAAUGUGGUUUGGAACUACAGGCAGAUGAGAACAUGAUCUACAAGCAAUGUAUUAGAUGUUUGCCGUAUAACAAAGUAAAAACAUUCUACAGACCUGCUUUGAUGACAGUAGAAGAUGAAGGAUAUGAAAUUUAUGUUCAUGUGGUGUCUGAGUUGAUGGAAAAAAUCUUCCUCAAUAUUCCCGCAGACUGGCUGAACAGAUUAGUAGUGCCCUCUUCAGAUAUGACCUACAGCACAGUAGUAGCAGACUUGUGUCAUUUGCUGCUAGCAGAUACGGAAGCAUCCUAUUUGUUGGAAAUUAGGAGCCAUUUUGUGCUAGAUGAAAACAGCUAUCCUUUGCAAAAGGAUUUCCAUCUGCUAAAUUUUCAUCCUGAUCUUUGA
This is a messenger RNA of Nipponia nippon (crested ibis), 2661 nucleotides long. The record is from RefSeq and is a predicted model, not a curated record. Lineage: Eukaryota; Metazoa; Chordata; Aves; Pelecaniformes; Threskiornithidae.